AUGGCCGAAGCCUACGAGCGCGAACAACAAAAUAACGCCCUUCUCAACUCCCUCUCCUCGAAGGUCUCCGCUCUCAAGUCCGUGACGAUCGAUAUCUACGAUAAUGCGAGGGAUCAGGAGACGUUGGACCACUCGAACCAGGUCUUCUCCUCCCUAUCCACGAACCUCAAAGGUAGCGCGAGCAGAUUAACCCGCAUGGCGCGGCAGGGCGAUACGGUAGCUGUUUUGAAGGUCGCGGGGAUUGUGGUCACGGCGGGGGUUUUGGUGUGGAUUAUUCUGGGGUGGAUUUUCUAG
This is a messenger RNA of Aspergillus saccharolyticus JOP 1030-1, 294 nucleotides long. Its product is annotated as SNARE domain- containing protein. The record is from RefSeq and is a predicted model, not a curated record. The coding region runs from base 1 to 294 and encodes 97 amino acids. Gene Ontology annotation, biological process: intra-Golgi vesicle-mediated transport. The transcript has 3 exons. Lineage: Eukaryota; Fungi; Ascomycota; Eurotiomycetes; Eurotiales; Aspergillaceae.